Molecule: messenger RNA, 3162 nt
Organism: Hippoglossus stenolepis (Pacific halibut)
Lineage: Eukaryota; Metazoa; Chordata; Actinopteri; Pleuronectiformes; Pleuronectidae
Product: guanine nucleotide-binding protein subunit alpha-13
Exons: 5
Coding region: 68-1201 (377 amino acids)
Biological process (GO): adenylate cyclase-activating G protein-coupled receptor signaling pathway; Rho protein signal transduction
Cellular component (GO): brush border membrane; heterotrimeric G-protein complex
Molecular function (GO): G-protein beta/gamma-subunit complex binding; GTPase activity; guanyl nucleotide binding
Source: RefSeq, a predicted model, not a curated record
GGGCUUGGUCCCGUGCCCGCGCCCCGCGAACGCGCAUCAAAUCAGCAUCGAUGAAGUUGGUGCGAACAUGGCGGAUUUCCUGCCGACCAGGUCCGUGCUCAAAGUUUUCCUGCCCGUGUGCCUGCUCAACAGCGGCGAGGUGGAGCAGCUCCGCCGGUCCAAGGAGAUCGACCGGUGCCUGUCCCGGGAGAAGCCGUACGUGAAGCGGCUGGUGAAGAUCCUGCUGCUCGGCGCGGGCGAGAGCGGCAAGUCCACUUUCCUCAAGCAAAUGCGGAUCAUCCACGGGCAGGACUUCGACCAGCGCGCCCGGGAGGACUUCCGAUCCACCAUCUUCAGCAACGUUAUCAAAGGUGUCCGUGUGUUGGUGGACGCGCGGGAGAAGCUGCACAUCCCGUGGGGCGACCCCAACAACCAGCCGCAUGGGGACAGCCUGAUGGCGUUCGACACCCGCUCGGCGAUGAUGGCCAGCGGGCAGCUCGAGACGUCCAUCUUCCUGCGGUACCUGCCCGCCAUCAAAGAUCUGUGGGCAGACUCGGGGAUACAGAACGCCUACGACCGCCGCAGGGAGUUUCAGCUGGGUGAGUCUGUGAAGUAUUUCUUGGAUAAUCUGGAUAAGCUGGGCGAGCUGGAUUAUCUCCCCAGUCAACAGGACAUCCUUCUGGCCCGUAAACCCACCAAAGGCAUCCACGAGUAUGACUUCGAAAUCAAGAACGUUCCCUUCAAGAUGGUGGACGUGGGCGGGCAGCGCUCGGAGCGGCGGCGCUGGUUCGAGUGUUUCGACUCCGUCACCUCCAUCCUCUUCCUCGUGUCCUCCUCAGAAUACGAUCAGGUGCUGAUGGAGGACAGGCAAACCAAUCGACUGCGUGAAUCCCUCGACAUCUUCGAGACCAUUGUCAACAACCGCGUCUUCAGCAACGUCUCCAUCAUCCUCUUCCUCAACAAGACAGACCUGCUGGAGGAUAAGGUGAAGAGCGUUCCGCUCAAGGACUACUUUUCCGACUACACCGGGCCGGAGCACAGCCUGCCGGACAUCCAGGCGUUCAUGGUGGACUGCUUCCGCACCAAGAGACGCGACGCCACCCAGAAGCCCCUGUACCACCACUUCACCACAGCCAUCAACACGGAGAACAUCAGGCUGGUGUUCCGCGAUGUCAAGGACACCAUCCUCCACGACAACCUCAAACAGCUCAUGCUCCAAUGAGCCUGGUCCACCUGUGAACGCAGAGGAGCUGAACGAGGACACGACCUCCCCCUCGUUCCUAAAGAGGACGUGAGAGAGACCAGCCUCAGAAGAAUCCAGUAGACGUCAGCGUUGUUCUUCAGCCGUUUUUAUAUUAGUUUUUACACUCCUCUUUUGAAGAGUUGGCCUUCUUCAGGGUUUGGUAGGGGAACGAGUCAGCAGGGCGGACGGUCCGUGGUUUUAAAAGAAAGACGCGCCCGACAGUUUGGAUGUUUGAUGACGUCUGAUCUCCGCUGCUUUCGUUUUGAGACCAUCUCCUCCGGCCUGAGCUCGGCCUCACAGCACAAGACUCCCAGCUCCAGUGCCUGGCUGUGGAAACCAGAGAAACCUUUAACAAACGGGGGGGCCACAUGGUUCCUCAACCAGAUAAAAACCACACAGGAAAUAACCACGGUGAAAAGCGUACUUUUGAUACAACAUGCAAGCGAAGAGUUAGACGGUCCAAAUGUACCAAUAUUAUCUGUGCCAGAGUUGAUUUGCCAGUCUUUGUCCAAGCACUGAAUUCAUCUAGUCUGAAAUCACUCCCUUUGUGUCAGUUGUUCUCUCCAGUGCUGCUGUGUGAACAUUGUUUCUCAGCCCCUGUUGUCCAUACGGGGUUUCUGAUGAUCUGGAGACUGAACAAUUGUCCUUUUUUUUUUUUUUCAUCAUACGGCAGCACCACUCCUUCCUCUUCCCGUCCCACUUAUUCGUUUUCUUGUUCGAACAUCAGCAGAUUGACGGUGCUGGCACGCGGCAAGUGUUGCCAGGACGAGGGACCAGCUCGUUGAUGGUGAAAGAGUCGAGAACUGUUAAAGGAUUUUAAGGAAACUGGCUCCUGGAAAACCGCUAAAAAAAAAUAAACAUUCCACUUCGUGUCUUUAUAAGCAAAUAAUUUUGAAUCCUGCGUUUGUGCCUCGUUUCCUUCGUUGAGCAGAUAGUUACGUUGAUAUUUGAGGGUAGAUUCACCCUCAGUUUGCUGAGUCGGGGGUUUGCCAGUGAGCAUGGAGUCCACAGUUUUCUCAGGGUUGAUGAGUUAAUGCUGACGUCGUUGUUGGUGAAGUAACUGAAUCGUUUAAUCUUAAUCUGGGCGGCGGAGCGGUGGGACUCGGCUGGGCCACAGUACAGCUGUGUGGUGUUUGGUACUGUCCCCGAUCUUCGACCCUAGACCCCCAUCUUCUCCUUCCUCUGUCGCUCCCUUUGUUCUCAUCUCUGAUUAGAUGCCACGUAAAGGGACGGACCUCCCCUGUUUGCCUGAAUGAUGAAUGUGUGUUAAUAGAUGUACAGAGAUUUGCUCUAGAUGGUCAGAAUAUACUGUAACCCAACGUUGCCUGUGGUGAGAUGUAACCAGUCGUGGGAGAGUUUCUGUGUCGGCACUGAGUUGUGACUCCUCUGUGAUUAGUUUUGUUUUUUUACAUGCGAUCUUGUGCUGUUUAGGAUUUUUUCCCUUUUUAAGACGACAUUUGUAGAAGAAAAUAAAGACACGCAAAAAAAAGCCACUGGAGCUGAAUAGUUUUGUCAGCGGCUGUUUUCUGUCGGGGGCCAAUCUUUGUUGGAGGACGACUUCCAGGCACUGUUCGAAUCUCUGUUUCUCUGCCAGACCCCCAUGCCUUCUUGACUCUGCUCACAUCGACAGACUGUAGUUUUUCUCUCCUGCUGUGAGCUUCAGUUUCGCUUCCAGUCCUGGCGUUGUACAUACUGUAAUCUGUUGCCAUGUAAAUAAUAUUCAGGUUUAUCUCCUUUAUAUGUAAAUGGUUGUAGAAAUGGCAUUUCCCCCCCACUUCCUCCUUUCUGAAUGUGUUUCAAAUCACUGCUUUUCCAAUGAAGAUGACUUUUUCAUGUAGAUGUAUUUUUGUGUAAUUUUGACAUCGCCCUUUUGAAAUUCAUUCCUGUGUCAAGUCUCAUACCACUUUAACCCUCUCAAUAAAUACACUUUUCUAAUGAAA